Messenger RNA from Meyerozyma guilliermondii ATCC 6260, 1002 nucleotides. RefSeq lists its product as uncharacterized. The transcript has a single exon. The coding region runs from base 1 to 1002 and encodes 333 amino acids. NCBI's taxonomy places the organism in Eukaryota, Fungi, Ascomycota, Pichiomycetes, Serinales, Debaryomycetaceae. The record is from RefSeq and is a predicted model, not a curated record.
AUGUCCGAGAAUAUCAUCACCCAGGUGUCUCAGGACCAGCCUGUAGCGCACACAACGUACGAGGACUCCGACUACAACUCCAAAAUCCAACUAAAUGUUCGUGGGAGCCGGUUUACCAUCACCAGAGAUGAUUUGAUGAGCUUGCCCGAAAGCAUAUUGUUAGGCUUAUUUCCCAAUGGUGUCUUUUUGGAUGAAGAGGGCCACGUCAUCUCGAACUUAACAGAGGAAGACAUCGUAUAUGUCAACUUUGACCCCUUAUGUUUCGAGUACAUUAUCGAUGUUUUUGGUACCGCACAACGUGAACUUGAAGCAGAAUCUCCACAUCUUCUGCCCCAGCCAACAAGCCACGCGUACGCUGGCUCUGAGUCGGUAGCUCAGGUACUUCUGCGCAAGCCUGCCAUCAUAGUCUUGCGUGAAGAUCUCGAUUACUAUGUCAUUCCUCCCAAAGCCGGCAUGAACGCCGACGCUAUCCGACACCUCAAGUUGGAAGUGGGUGGUCAACUUCUUAACAACAAACUGGUGUUUGCCGGCUUGGGCUACGACCCUGAAGGAAACUCCGACCAGAACUUGGGUCCUGCAGAGCGCCAUUUGUUCGAUAUGCUUUGUACCUCUGGAUUCGUUCCGCUUGAAACCUGGGGAAACCGGUCUCCAGAACCAUCCAAGUGCGUUCUUCAUUCUUUACUGUUGGUGAGACUACAAACAGCACUGCCCACACCACCGGAGCUGCCGCUGCCUUCGUUGGACCCUGUUACUAGCAAUGGUCUGAGAAAAUCUCGACUGAGAAUCGCAACUUUGGCACAUAGCGCCCUGAGAGCGGCGCUGAGAUCGCUCCUGAGGUCGCGCAAGGCUGAUGCCAACGAGAGCAAAUUGCUUCUUUUCUGGCGGAAACCAGCUAGAAAAUGUUGGUGGGCCAAUGAGUGCGUCCAGGUGGACGGUGUCGACGUCAAGGUGCAUCUCCGGCGCGUAUGGACGUUGGAAUUGAGUGUGGUGGGUGUGCAAUAG